Molecule: messenger RNA, 5176 nt
Organism: Caenorhabditis auriculariae
Lineage: Eukaryota; Metazoa; Nematoda; Chromadorea; Rhabditida; Rhabditidae
Source: the annotation of a GenBank genome assembly
AUGGCGGCGUCUGUAGGAGAAAAGAAAAAGAAAGAGAGAGAAAUGGGUGAAUUGCGUGUUCCUGCAGCAACAGCAGCCGACGCGCCAAAUCUCGUUCUUCUCUCCCAUUUUUGGUGGUAGAGGAGGCGGUUUCGUUUAACUGGAAGGAACGGUGAAUCAUUUCAUCCCUCUUUCGAGAAGGAGAGAUUCCUCACUUUCUUCUUCUUUUUUUUGGCUUCUGUACGAUUAUCAUUAUAGACUCAGAAUUCAUCAAUUCCUCGAGGCAGACAGCUUUUUUCCAGUCAUUUCAUAUAUUUAAAUAUCUCAGAAAGCUUUUAUAAAUGGACUAUAUACCUUGAGACGUUCCUGUUCAGCCUCUUGAAUAAAUAAAACAUUCAGCUACAGUUUUUUGUUUGUCUAGUUCUUUCCUCCGCAUCUCAAAAUAAAUUGUAUUAAACUUUUGAUCCCCUUGAAAAUAUCCAAAUAAGCUUUUUUCUCCAACCCGUACCAAUUUUCAAAAAAUAUCAGAUGGAUUUGAACUGAAAGGUCUCCUUAAACCACUUGGCCAUAGAAAAUGAAAAAGAUAUCUAAAUCAUUUUCAAAUUUUGAGGAUUUUUUCCGACUACAACGGAUCUCUUUCAAUCGCACAAAACGUACUUGGAGCACAACUGCAAGUUUUUUUUUUCACAAUGAGAAGAUUCAUAAAAAGCCAAUUUCGUCAAAAACCUUUCUUUACUGGCUAGGAGUUAUUUCUAAGUUUAUGGACAUCAUGAAAAUUUUUAAUUAGCAUGAAAGCUUUUGCGCUAUUCAAAAAUAGCAAGUUUUAAGAGCUUUUAAAAGAUAUUUUCCUUAUCUUUCCAACAAAAUUUUAACCAAUUAUCAGUCUCAACCAGCCAAUUGACCCUUUUUGAUCCCUUUACCGCGUUGAACCCGAAUCAAUAUACAUCGAUGCAAUCCGUCGAUAAGCGCAGGUCGCUCCGCCUUUGCCGCAAAUCUCGCAUCGGGGUCACUCUUCGGAACGUCGUCGCCAGCCGAGAUGGAGGACUGCAGCGAGGUGCGGCACCGGAAGCCGGCCUCCUCCGCAGAAGUCGUCGACGUCAACGACGUGCUUCUUCGGCUGAAGAAGUCGCAGGCGGCGUCCGUCGCGCUCACCGUCCUCGACGUCAUCUUCUCCCGCUUCACCUACAUCCUCUUCUACUCGUUCUGGUUCCUCUUCGGUUGCCUGGUCCUGCGGAAGACGCAGAACGCCAUCGCCGCCGUCCGAUAUGUGAAGAGCAACAGCGAGACAGUCUCGCAGCGGCUCAUCGAAGGCUCCUUGGAGUUCGAGGAUCUCAUCGACCAGCUCGACCGGCACUUCACCAAGCCGCCAGCCUUCUUGCUUCUCAACCAAUACGCGCUGAACAUGACCGACAACUUCCUGUGCAACACGGCGACCCUUGACGGCGUUCAUGAGCGUCUGAUUUUCGUCACACUCGACACGGUUGCCAGGGACAAGCUCCGAGCUCGAUGGCCCAACAUCCGACAGUUCCACUGGCCUACCCCUUCCUUAUAUGUGAGUUUUCUUUUUUUAAUGAAAUUACCGCGAAAAAUGUAUUAUAAUUAAGUUGAUAUUCUUCUAAUUACAUUCACGAUUAAUGCAUAAGUCUUGCCAAAUGGUUUGAAAGGGAAAAGAAAAACAAACAAAAAAAAUUUGAAAAACUUGUUGAACCACCUAAAAGAUUCUUCGAAAUUUCAUAUGGAUAAAACGAGUGUGCUCUCAUUUUUGUUUUAGGAUAAUUUAAUCACUAGAAAGAUUUUUUUUAGACCAUAAAGAAAAAUGUUUAACAACUCCAAUUUCAAAACAUCGUUUUAACAUAUUUCGUUCACUUUUUUUGCAAUAAUAAUUUCUUCUCACAAUCUUUUUGACUAUUUUUUUCAUUGUAAGAUUUUUUUGAGAAUUUUUCGUAGUUAAUUUCUGAAAUUUGUAACUUCAACUGGAUUAUUUCUCAUUAUUUUCCCCAUUUAUUCGGAAUUUUUAAAGCAGUAACUUUAAUGGAAAAAUGUAAAAAAAGAGUUUUUCCACUUCUUUGACCUUUUAAUCUUUUUGAUGGAAAAGAAAAGAAUCCAUUUCAAAAAGUACUCAUUCGCUCCACGGCGCGAUUCUUGGCCAUUUUAGUGGCAAUGAGACUAUAAAAAAGUGUGUAACAGUGGUUCGGCAAGUUUUUAUUUAUAGCCCACUUCUUUCUUUCAACUGUAUUUCAUAACUUCCUUAUGAAGAUUCGAAAAGGUCCCCCUUUUCAAAUAUUUUUCUCGGCUUCAAAGCUUAAAAAUUUCGUAGUACUGAAGAAUAUUAACUUAAAAAUCGUCAAAAAAACUAGCAAUUUUUCCAACAUCAUAAUUUAAUUUCAGCAGUUUUCAUGAUUCCAAUUGAAAAAAACUCUCAAAAAAAGGAAGAUUUUUUUCCGUACUAUCAGAAAAAAGUUAUCCUUUCGGAAUUUGACCUUUCGAAUUUCGAGUCGAAUCGGGAGAAUUUCCAAAAUCAGCAAGUGCAAUCGGCGAAAAAGGUCAUCCCUGCGAAGUAAUUUGGGGCCCGAUUUCGGCCUCGAGUUUUGUUUGACCUACUUCAAACAAUUCUUGAUUUUAUUGGAGAAAAAAAUUCAAGAAAUGUCAAUAUUUAUCCAGUGCAAAGUUUAUCUUGAAAAUCAAUAAUUUUUUUCCAGAAGCCUUUUUCUUUUGCCGAAGGUCCCUACCAGACAAUCUACCUGUUGAGAUCUAACCUGGCCGCCUGUCUUAUUCGAAGGUUUUCAUUUUUACACUUUAUUUCUAGAUUUCCAGAUUUAGGUUAAGAAAAAUGAAUAAAUUUAUAAUUAAAUAAAGCCUAGUCUGUUAAUUCUUCAAAAAUAUUCACGUAGCGAUUCUAUUGCCAUAAACUUGAUUUUUGAAAAUUUCAAAAGGCAAAUUUUGAAAAUGGACAUUGAAGACUUCGCAACAGUCAAACUUAAGAGAAAAACGUCCUUUUUUUUUAAAGAAGCUCCUUAAAGGUCUCGAAGCUAAGAUCCAUUUUCGAAUUCUUUCUGCAAAAUUCUUGAUUUGUGCACUGUUGGAUACCCUAGCAGGGAUUUUUGAAUCAACGAAUAAAUUCUAGAAAUUCUCUUUUUUCUCGAAAUGAUCACCAAUUUUUGAAAUUCAGAAAGAAUAAGAAACCUAAUGGGAAGUUUGCAGAGGAAAGUCGUUCUGGAUGAUGCAGCAGGACACUUUUUGGCGCCGGAAUCUUUUCGACCUGGACCUCGAGUCGGACAUGUCCUACGACGCGAUUUUCGAUCAACUCGGCGAGGGAGAUCACUCGAUGCGCGCCGAGUGGGUCAACGGUCGGUAUUUCUGAAAAUUUUAGAAAAUUAAAUGAAGAUUUUCUAGAGGAACGAGCUUGAAACAAUUAUAAUUUCAAAUAAUAUCACCUUUUUUUCUUGAGAAUAUUUAACAAAAAGCAAUCUUGAGAAGGUGUUGAGACGCUUCUGCUUUUAGUUUCUUGGAAGCUUUCUAAGUGUACGGAUCAGGGAUGAACGAGACGAGGUUUUUUUCGAUCUCGAGACGAGAUCGAGACAUUUUGAAAUAAAAAAAUACAGAGUACAAUAUCAAAAUAAAACUUAAUAACGGCCAAAUUUUAAAAAAAUGUGCAAAAAAACUUCUUUUUAUUCAGAGAUGUUCAAAUUUUGACCGAGACGAGAUCGUGUCUCGUGCAUCCCUGGUACUGAUUAUCUUCCCAACCCCUUCCAAGGACUUGCUUGACAGAGCAUUUUCAAGACAAAAAAAGUCGUUUUUCAAAAAUAUUUUGUAAAUUGAUAAAAACUUCAUCGAAACAACCAAGCCCAGUAAAAUUUCACAAUUAUAAUCUUAAAAAAUUUGCCUCUAUCCAAUUUCAUUAUCCACCUUUUUUUAAUUCGAUUUUUCAAAAAUUCCAGGCGCCAACUUCUUCAUCCGCGCCAACAACGACACGCUGCAGUUUUUCGAGCGACUUUCUGAGAAAUUGGCCCAUUGGUACACUCCGGAUAUGGGGGUCAUGAUCCAUCAAUGUCACACCUGGGGCUCGCCUCGCUGCGCCUACAUUCCUCACAAGUGAGCUUCACUGACCUUUUUUCUAACAUUUUUUGCUACUGAAAGGUUGCGUGGAUUCAGUGGACAAUCUUGGAGACUUUUUCUAGGCUUUCUGUUAGAAUUUAGACGGUUCACAACAGCUUUGAUCGCAAAGGGGCGUGGCAUGUCACCACCAACCAGGCGCUGUCUUUAAUUUUAUCGUGCCAAGACCUUUUUUUUCGAUGGCUCAAGCCAGCCCUGAAUCAGAUCUAUCCUUCUUACUGUUUUCAUAAGCGCCAAGGUUUCAAAAAGCUCAAACCGUCAUUUCUCAAUCUCACGAAAUCAAUUUUCCAGCAUCGCCUACUCCUGGGAAUGGAUGUACACGGCGCAGAAGAACCCGCCCUACAUUAUGCAGCUUGAUUGUGAGACGGACGGAGGCUCGAAACUCAUGCAACUCGGCAAAUUCGGUUUCCACUUUGUGGACAACAACGGCACAUGUGAUUUCAAUAAGGUUUUUUUGAUUAUCUCAUGUUAUUAGAGUCAUAUUGGGGUUCUUGUUCCUUUAUUUCCCGCUCUUUUUUCGAAUUAUAGUCCAAAAAGUGAAGCUUUAAAUCUCAACGGAGAAGCGAAAAAAAAAAAAUAGGCUCAUAAUCAUGCUCCAUUUUUUCUCCACGGAUCAAUCUAGUCUUUGAAUUUUCUUUUUCUCGGACCUCGGUAACGAAAACCGGACGUUUCUGAGCAAUCCUAGGGAUCAAUUAAGAGAGCUGACAGCGCUAAAGUGGUCACUAGAAAUGCUCCGACACGUCCGGGGCGCGUCCAGUUCAGGUUACCGAGUUGUUUUUUUAAAAUGACAGAAUUUUAGAAUAUUCCACCUUCGACUGAAACGACAUUUUUUUUUUUUGAAGUACCUUCUGCAAGCCUCUUAUGAAAAUUCCCCAAGUCAAUCGAUAAAAUUCAGGUGGAGCUAGCGCGACAACGAAUGGAGAACGGCAGCGUGGAGGUCCGACGCGCGUUUCCUUCCUGGGGUCGGCUGCAGUUCAAGGCCUACUGGUACAUCGUCGACUACAUCCUCUGGACGCCGAUCAUCGGACCUUACCUGAAGCCGUACCUGCCGCUGGUCGGCUACAUCUUAAUGAUCACCAUGUGA